Molecule: messenger RNA, 2789 nt
Organism: Poecilia reticulata (guppy)
Lineage: Eukaryota; Metazoa; Chordata; Actinopteri; Cyprinodontiformes; Poeciliidae
Gene: cept1b
Product: choline/ethanolamine phosphotransferase 1b
Biological process (GO): phosphatidylethanolamine biosynthetic process
Cellular component (GO): endoplasmic reticulum membrane; Golgi apparatus
Molecular function (GO): ethanolaminephosphotransferase activity; diacylglycerol cholinephosphotransferase activity
Source: RefSeq, a predicted model, not a curated record
CGCGAGAUUUCCGUGAUGGCUAACGAUAACUAGCUCACCGAGCCGACUAGGUGCUGGGACACCGGGUCGUGGACAUUUCUCUACAGUUGCAGACGCUGCUCUGGAUCAUUAACAGUAAAUCGGAGCGGACACUACAAGGACAAACUGGCUGUUGGACUUAAGCUGCAUAACUGACCCUUGGACAGUCCGUGGAUCUCGUCCUUUAAUCGCCAGAAAUCAUCCAGCCACAUUGUGGAUAUUUAGCCCUUCAGGUAGGACAGUGGCAGAGGCAGAGCCAUCAGGGAUCACAUCAGGGCUCCAUGAGCACCACGGGGCAGCAAGGGGGGGGCCUGCGUACUCGCCGAAGCCUUGCCCGGGACAAGGAUCAGAGGUCGGGCAUGAGCAUGGAGGCGACCUGCUGGCUGCCUCCUGGAGUGCUACGCAGGCUGAUCGAGCUUCCUUCUCCCCCUCUAUCCCGACAUCAGCUCAAGAGACUGGAGGAGCAUAGGUACAGCAGUGCUGGACGCUCGCUGCUGGAGCCUCUGAUGCAGCGCUAUUGGGAGUGGUUGGUUGGACAGGUCCCUUUCUGGAUUGCCCCCAACCUCAUCACCAUCAUCGGCCUGGCCACCAAUGUCUUCACCACCCUCGUGCUUGUCUACUACUGCCCAACUGCCACUGAGCAGGCUCCUCUCUGGGCAUACCUAAUGUGUGCAGUGGGUCUCUUUAUCUACCAGUCAUUGGACGCCAUUGAUGGGAAACAGGCCAGACGCACCAAUAGCAGCUCUCCAUUGGGCGAGCUGUUUGACCACGGCUGUGAUUCCCUCUCUACAGUGUUUGUUGUACUGGGAACCAGUAUAGCAGUGCAGCUGGGCACCAACCCAGACUGGAUGUUCUUCUGCUGCUUCGCUGGGAUGUUUAUGUUCUACUGUGCCCACUGGCAAACAUACGUGUCGGGAACGCUACGCUUUGGCAUCAUUGAUGUGACUGAGGUGCAAAUCUUCAUUAUAAUCAUGUAUUUGCUGGCCGCCGUGGGAGGAUCUGCUUUUUGGCAGUCACUGAUUCCCGUCCUAAAUAUCCAGAUGAAAAUGAUUCCGGCCAUAUGCACUUUAUUAGGAGCCAUCUUCUCUUGCACAAAUUACUUCAGAGUUAUAUUUACUGGAGGUGUUGGUAAAAAUGGAUCCACAAUAGCUGGAACCAGUGUCCUCUCUCCUGUCCUACAUAUUGGUUCAGUUAUAAUUUUGGCGAUGAUGAUAUACAAAAAGUCUGCUGUCCAGCUCUUCGAGAAACAUCCAUGUCUUUAUAUCCUGGCGUUUGGCUUCGUAUCGGCCAAAAUCACAAAUAAAUUAGUUGUAGCACAUAUGACAAAAAGUGAGAUGCAUCUCCAUGAUUUAGCCUUCUUGGGGCCAGGAUUACUGUUUCUCAAUCAGUAUUUCAAUAGUUUUAUUGAUGAGUACCUGGUACUCUGGAUUGCACUGAUCAUUUCCCUGUUUGAUCUGGUGCGCUACUGUGUCAGUGUUUGCAACCAGAUUGCCUGCCACCUUCACAUUUUUGUUUUCAAAAUCAAGCCUUGCUUAGUCCCCAGUCCAGCUAAUCACAGAGGGGAUGCCAGCCGUUACUGACUCUGUCCCUUCCAGUUAGUUGCACUCAUCUUCUCUUCCCUCAGUUUUACUCCUAAAGAGGCAGGAGUCGAUGUGGUGUAAAGUAUGUGCUUCUGCCAACUGAAUGUGAGGACAAAUAUUAUACAAUAGGAUACUGGAAUAUUACUGUCAUUUUUUCUUUUCUAUUUUUUUUCCACCAAUACAGAAUUUAAUUUCUGACAAAUUCAUGGUUACAAUGAGCAAAUGUUUCAGAGGAGUACAGGUGCUACUCGGUGCGUCCAAGGAGAGAAACUUACAUGUGUUUUAACUGUAUAAGUGCAAGAAAAUGUACAAGGAACGAAUCAAGGUUUUUGCUUUUCAUGAUAAGGAUUUUUGUAAUAUUUGCCUAACUUUAACUUUUGCUAUUGUAAAUAGGAAACUGUAAUAGUGUGCUUCUCUUAAGUUAAAAGUCCUGCUACAACACACACACACACACACACACACACACAUAUAUAUAUAUAUAUAUAUAUAUAUAUAUAUACAUUUCAUGUAUUGGAUUUUUAAAGCAACUUCAUCUUCUGCACAUGAAUCAAAGCUGUGCUGCUAUUUUGCAUCAGCAAAAUAUGUUUUUGGAGGAAACAGCAGCAACUUUAUUUUAUUAUGUAACAUAUCAACAUUCUUUUUUUUUUUUUUUUUGUACUUCAAAAAUAUUCACUGCCAGUCCAUUCUCGGUUUAAUCUGUUGAUAUUUCGGUUUAAUUUCUGCAUUACUGGGUUUUGUACACUUUAAAGUUAGUCAUUGAGAAGGUUUUCUUUGUUUUGUUUUUUGGUUACAAAAAGAAACAUUUUUACAAGUGAGAAAGGAGAACUAUAUUGAGUUAGAGGACUCUGUAAUGGCAUUUAUAGUUUUGCAGGUGUACGUGAGAGGCCUGAUAGACUAAUGGUGGCCUUUGAUCCCAACAGUAAAUUCAUGAUACUAAGUUCAUGCAAUAGGAUACUGUGUGAUGCUGUUUUCAUUUUAGUUUUGAUAACUAAAAUGAAAACUUGUGUUUCAGUCCUGUUACGGUUCACCGGCUGUCGAAUCAACCCCGCCCAAACAGAAAUCCCAUGAAAAGACCAAAUCAUACCUGCACGUCUCACUUUUAUUGCCUACUUUUACUAAGAUGUUUGCACCAACUUGGUAUGUAACGGUGUGUGGUACAUUAUUUUGAUUAAAAUGUUCCUAAUUUUCUAA